AUGGCGGCAAAGGCUGACCAAACAGCACUCGGCUUCUUCAAAGUACACAGAAUUAUAAAAGCUGAUCAGCCUGCAGAAGGGAGGGGAAUGCACAUCCUGUACAAGGACGUGCAGUCGUGCCAGGACGAGGACGUGCACGUCCUCUGGUCCAUCCUCAUCGACUCGCACCGCCACCCGGCUGUCCUCAAGCUCAAGCUCUGA
This is a messenger RNA of Miscanthus lutarioriparius, 201 nucleotides long. NCBI's taxonomy places the organism in Eukaryota, Viridiplantae, Streptophyta, Magnoliopsida, Poales, Poaceae. The record is from the annotation of a GenBank genome assembly.